AUGUGUAACGUUGAAAAAGUAUAUACUUCAGCGGGACAUGUAGGACAUCUAGGUCAUUUUGGUGGUUUAUCUUCGUCGUAUGCCUCGGCAAAUUUGGGAGGUCAAAGUUAUAACACCAUAACUCAUGGGGGAAGUGCUGUUACUGAAGUUCAUGCGAUUCAUGGAACCGCACACGGAGGAUUAGACGCCCACACAGGUGUUAUUCAUCAAUCUCCAGUGGUACAUGCUAUUAAUUACGGAGGUCAUCAUCAUCUUGGAGGUGGACUAAUCUCAAAUAGCAUUGUUGGAGCUCAUGGUGUUCAUGCGUCAGUUCCUAUUCAUCAAAUUCAUUCAGGAUUUGGAAUAGGAUAUGGUCAUCAACAUGAAGAAAAAGCUUAUCCAAAAUAUGAAUUUGAUUACGGCGUUGCUGAUGCUCACACUGGUGAUAAAAAGACUCAACAUGAAGUUCGAGAUGGCGAUAUCGUAAAAGGUUCUUAUUCUGUUGUUGAACCUGAUGGUUCGACCCGAACUGUGCAUUACACAGCUGAUGAUAAGAAUGGUUUUAAUGCUGUAGUAACAAAAUCUGGUCAUCCAGCCACUGUUGGUCAUCCCGGUCAUGUUGUGGGACACGGACAAUUAAUCGCUCACGUUCAUCAUCAUGGUUAUUAA
Molecule: messenger RNA, 648 nt
Organism: Onthophagus taurus
Lineage: Eukaryota; Metazoa; Arthropoda; Insecta; Coleoptera; Scarabaeidae
Source: RefSeq, a predicted model, not a curated record